AUGGCCCGGAAAGAGUUCGCUAUGCACUGGUACUGGUGUUACGAAGACAGCUUCCAGGAUCCUUCUUUCAUUAGGCGCGCUUUCCCAAGACGCCUUUGGGCUGUCAAAGCAAUGCUGGAGCGCAACGAGAGAAGCGAAACACUCCUCAAACAUACAGCCCCUAUCCUCUGUGUGCAAGUCAAGUCUAUCUUCCACAGGCUGUAUUGGGGCCGAAGGUACAGGCAGACGCAAAGAUUUAUAAUGUCUUGGCCAGAAAUCCAGGCCUGGGUGCAGUCCGACAAAACUCAUGUCAACGCUUAUUUACCUGUUCAUUCGUAUGAGCAAGACUAUCAUGAAACAGCAUUACACUAUGCCACAGCAAUCGGUGAUGCAGACUUUGUGAAGUACCUUAUCACGGUCGCUGGGGCUGACAUAAAUGCCUUGAACAGUAGGCAUGAACCUGCUAUCUUUUAUGCUACCAUCACCGGUCAACUCGAGAUGACAAGACUCUUACUGUCCCAUGAUGCAAACAUAAAUCAGGUCAAUUAUCAUGGUGUCGGUAUUGUCCAUACCCUGGCCCGUUUCAACGAUGCUGAUGCUGCUACACUAUUGCCCAAUCUAAUGCACCAUGGGCUUGAUAUCUAUCCACGAACCUCAAAAAACAGUUUAAGAACCACCUUUGAGGCACUCGAUAUACCUGACGUGCUUCCCAAUCUUCCGAUAAUAGUAGCAGCUAUGCGACAACAACAGCGUCUCUUCAGUGGCUUCCUCGAGGCACAUAAGAGACAUAAACUUAAACAUUCCGAUCUUCUACUGUUGCUGAUCUUGUUGUCUGUGGAAGAAAUUUGCGAGACACCUGAAAUCAAGGCCAACCAUCAUACCAGUGUGCGGACAGAGUCAGCUUCCGCUCCUCUUGAUACGUCCCGUACCUCGGAGAAACAGGACAAUGAAGCAGAUGGUGUCAUUGUGACGCAUGAUCAUCUGUUGCUUCUCUUUUACCAAGCCAUUUAUGUCGAUGGCCUUGAUGUUACGCUUCGAAGAAGUCUUCACGGAAAACAAGCCUCGUUGAUGAAGCGCGAGACAAUUGCAACAUUGCUCAAGUUCGGCAGCACAGCAACCACGGAGGAGCUGAGCAUCUCCGAAUUUGCUCGACAGACGCUAAAGUUGUGUGUACUCUUAGGAGACAACAUCGCGCUGACGACAUGUAUGGAAGUGUUUAGUGAGAGGGGACAAGAUCUGGCCGACGCUAUAGCUGAUCAGUCACUUUAUGGAGGAGCUCACGCACUUGGUGUAAGCAUUAGCAGGGGCGCUUACGACAACUUUAUGUUUCUGCUUGACAUGUACCCCUUCCUACGAGAUGCCGCCGAUAGCCAGGGAGUGACCAGCCUACACCGAGCUGCCAGGGUGAAAUCAACUCGGUACGUUGAAAGACUACUUGAGUGCGGCGCCGACCGUUAUGUCCGGAAUCAGGCCGGCGAAACUCCCUUUUUCACAGCAUUGGUAUUUGGUCCGAACCUCGAAAUUGCCACUCUGCUUGCCCAAGAUGCCUACAUGGAUAUAAUACUCGGGCGCUGUCCCGUAACAGGUUUGACUGUGUUCAGCCGACUUCUCUGUCUUAUGGUGCAAUGGAAACGAAAGAUCGAUAUUCGCACAUUACAGUAUCUUGUCGACAAUUACGGACCCCCGUCCGUGUUUUUUGAUCGAAGGGCAAGCUUGGACAAGGAAGUCGCCAUCUUUCGGUAUAUAGCUGAUCUACUUCAAGACGAUAUCAACUCGUUGGAUCCUUUUGGGUCAGCGCCUCUUCACUAUGCUGCUAUAUUUGCCAACCCAAACGCCGUGGAGAUACUUUUGGAACGGAAGGCAACAGUCGACAUCCUGACCAUCGAGUCUACGGUGCAAGACGGCGCGAGAAAUCGGGUAGGGAUUACACCGCUAGCUUGGGGCAUACUGAGGAAAAAUAAUGGCCCUCCAGCGCAUUUAAAGGAAGGUACAGUAGAUGUUAAGCUGUGGCAGCAAAGGAUGGAUCAAGUGCUUAAGCGCCUUGCACAAGAAAGCGGAGCUGCAGGCCCAGGGGCGGAUCUUGCAACACAUACGCGGGCAUUGUGUAUAGUCCAUGAAGAAUUGGCUGCGAACAUCGCAGUGGCCAAUUAUCGCGGACCUGAUAUCGCGGAAAAGAGCGGGCAUGCAGAAUGGCCCAAGCGACUCCCCCAAGAGAACGGGCCGCCGCAGAGAAGUGUCGAGGUGAUUAUGGAGAAUGGAUUGUCUGAGUAUACGCCAGCACAGACUUUGAAACGCAUGCAAAUGGUGCUAGGUGCAGUUAACUACGGGGUACGAACUGGAAACAUGGCACCCCGGUUGGAGAAAGCUCCUCAAGAGUAUUUAGAUCGGCUACAGCGAGAGUGGACGGAAUAUCAAAUGGAGAACAUGGGGAACAGGCUAUGA
This is a messenger RNA of Fusarium sp. VM40, 2421 nucleotides long. The record is from the annotation of a GenBank genome assembly. Lineage: Eukaryota; Fungi; Ascomycota; Sordariomycetes; Hypocreales; Nectriaceae.